Messenger RNA from Schizosaccharomyces japonicus yFS275, 1913 nucleotides. Its product is annotated as serine protease Psp3. Bases 401 to 1696 code for a protein of 431 amino acids. Gene Ontology annotation, molecular function: serine-type endopeptidase activity; serine-type peptidase activity; peptidase activity. Gene Ontology annotation, cellular component: fungal-type vacuole. Gene Ontology annotation, biological process: zymogen activation; proteolysis. NCBI's taxonomy places the organism in Eukaryota, Fungi, Ascomycota, Schizosaccharomycetes, Schizosaccharomycetales, Schizosaccharomycetaceae. The transcript has a single exon. The record is from RefSeq and is a predicted model, not a curated record.
AAAACGCAUAUAGCUCAUCAAUUGCUGUUAAAUAAACAAACAAUGGACCUGAAUGUUUGAAGAAAGGCACGCCCCUUAUCAGUCAAAAUUAUAUAUAUAGGGGUACAAUGGCACCCAUUUUCAGCAUCAACGAGUCAUCCUCUCCUUACUCUCUUUACACCACCAAGGAACACAUUCUGACGGAUAAAUCGUGUAGUCCGAUUUACGUCAUAUAGUUAAACUACACGUAAAGCCUCACGUCGUAGACAGUCACCAAAUACACAAGGCAGAUUCCUCUGAGAUUCAUUGUCUUAAUACACAGUAACACACGGAUAGCCUCUACUUUGUGCGCUACUGAAACUUCCUUUCUUUCAACACCUAUUGACCGCUUUCUCCUGUUAGCGGAUUUUUCUGUCUCUAUAUGAGAAUCAACUUUCUUGCUAAGGCGUUCUUUAUUGCCCAAGCUUUUGCUCUGGGCAGCGCCGUGAAUCCACUUCGUCAGUUCUUCCCUGAUGAUCGUUCGGGCGCUGGAAUCCAUCCCGUCGACAGUCUCCAAAACUCUGGCUCUGUCAAUGCCGAGUUUGCAGCUCAGAACUACAUCAUUGUCUUCAAGAGCCAUGUUGCUGAUGCCGAAAUUGAGAAGCACGAAAACUGGCUCCAAAGCAUGCACCAGAAGCGCUCAAUCGACUGGCAUGAUGUGACGAACUUCGUUAUCAAGCACACGUUCAAUAUUGGUGAUCUCUUCCGUGGUUAUGCCGGAAAGCUGGCUCCUUGGUUGGUUCGUGAACUCCAAAAGCACCCUGACGUGCUUCUUGUAGAGCCCGAUCAAGUCAUGCACGUCAAGGAGGAACGCACCUUGGCUCCCUGGGGUCUGGCCCGUAUUUCUCACAAGGAGAAACUCAACCUCGUUACUUUUACUCGUUACCAAUACGAUGAGAGUGCUGGUGAGGGUGUCACCGCUUACGUCGUCGACACUGGCAUCAACACCGAGCAUCGCGAUUUUGGUGGACGUGCCGUUUGGGGUAUUACAAUUCCCACUGGUGAGCCUGAUGAAGACCAGAACGGACACGGUACCCAUGUCGCAGGAACCAUUGCUGGUAACACUUUUGGUGUCUCUAACAAGGCCAAGGUGGUUGCAGUUAAGGUUUUGAACGCUGAAGGCUCUGGUCUUGUUUCCGAUAUCAUCAAGGGUAUCGAAUGGGUCUACAAGGCGUCGAAGAAUGACACAGAGUCCAUCUCUUCUGUUGUCAAUAUGUCUUUGGGUGGUGAUGCUAGUGUUGCUCUUGACACCGCCGUUUCUGCUGCCAUUCAACAGGGUCUGUUCUUUGCUCUUGCUGCCGGCAAUGAGGCCCAAGAUGCUUGCCAAGUUUCUCCCGCCCGUGUGUCCACUGCUAUGACUGUUGGUGCUAUGACAUGGAAGGAUGAGGUUGCCUCUUUCUCCAACAUUGGUUCCUGCGUUGAUGUUUUUGCCCCUGGUCACUAUGUUUUGUCCGACUGGAUUGGUUCUGACUCGGCCUUCAUGCUUUUGUCCGGUACUUCUAUGGCCUCUCCUCACAUUGCUGGUUUGGCCGCUUACUUCACUGCCUUAAACCAUUCCUUGGCCUACAACCCUGCUGCUCUCAAGGCACACAUUCUGUCUGCUGCCACCGAGGGACUUUUGGAUAAUGUCCCCUCUGACACUCCCAAUUUGCUUGCCUACAACCAGUACGAGGCUUAAUAUGUCUGUACUAUUGAGAAAUGCCCUUUAUACGAAACCUGUGACGAAGUUACGACAAAUUGUCAGAGUACCUUUACCUGACACGAUCAUGCUCAGGCCUUGUGCUUGUUAGUCAUAAUUAAUGCUAGUGAAUGAAAUGUUGUUUCUCAGUCCAGCCGAUCUGUUUUGGACAGAGUCAGUCGCUGUUGACGAAGAACGAAUUUUUCCCUUCUUUACA